This is a messenger RNA of Astrephomene gubernaculifera, 32131 nucleotides long. Lineage: Eukaryota; Viridiplantae; Chlorophyta; Chlorophyceae; Chlamydomonadales; Astrephomenaceae. The record is from the annotation of a GenBank genome assembly.
CUCCACCCAGACCGCCGCCACCCAGCCCAAAGCCCCCUAAACCGUCUCCACCUAGCCCAUUGCCGCCAAGCCCGGAGCCACCAACGCCUUCACCGCCAAGCCCCGAGCCUCCAACGCCUUCGCCGCCAAGCCCUUGGCCGCCGGAGCUACCCCCUCCGGGGCUACCGCCGCCGGUACCACCAAGCCCUCCUCCUACGCCACCAUUAAGCCCGGGGAUCACCCUACCGCCUGCUGCGCCAAACUUUCCCUCACCGCCGACCCCUAGAGCCCCACGCCUCCCUCCAAGGCCGCCUCAACCACCGCGUCCUCCGCCUCCACCAGCCAAACCGUCACCGCCGGAUAUGCCCUAUGCACCUGCUUUCCCGGCGCCUAUUGCGCCCACUGCACCAGGCUUUCCUGACUAUCCGUCAUUUCCGCCUCCGUCACCACCGCCGCCAGUCCGUCAUCCUCCAUCGCCACAGCCCCCGUCCCCACGCCCACCGCCGCCUUUGCCUCCCUCCCCACGGCCGCCUCCGCCUACACCGAAUCCACCUCCUACUCCACCGCAUCCUCCAUCGCCCCCACCGCCGCCACGGCCGCCGCGUCCGCCAGCGCCACCCAGACCUGUAACACCUCCGUCACCCAGCCUACCGGCACCUCCACCAUCACCAUCCCCUCAUCCAAGCCCGCCAUCAACACCACAGCCGCCCAGUCUUUCUCCUCCCUCUCCGCUGCCGCCUAGCCCCCUAACACCUUCCCCACAGCCUCCUUCCCCAGCACCGCCCUCUCCAGCACCGCCCUCUCCAGAGCCUCCUUCCCCUGCACCGCCUUCCCCACAGCCUCCUUCCCCUGCACCGCCCUCACCACAGCCUCCUUCACCAGCACCGCCCUCUCCAGAGCCGCCUUUCCCAGCACCGCCAUCUCCAGAGCCGCCUUCCCCUGCACCGCCUUCCCCUGCACCGCCCUCUCCAGAGCCGCCUUUCCCAGCACCGCCCUCUCCAGAGCCGCCUUCCCCUGCACCGCCUUCCCCUGCACCGCCCUCUCCAGAGCCGCCUUUCCCAGCACCGCCAUCUCCAGAGCCGCCUUCCCCUGCACCGCCUUCCCCAGAGCCGCCUUCCCCUGCACCGCCUUCCCCAGAGCCGCCUUCCCCUGCACCGCCUUCCCCAGAGCCGCCUUCCCCUGCACCGCCUUCCCCAGAGCCGCCUUCUCCAACACCAACUUUGCCAGAGCCCCCCUCCCCACAACCUCCGUCUCCGACCCUCCCACGAAACCCGGAACCGCCAUCGCCUCAGCCGCCCAGCCCGCAGCCUCCGACGCCUUCGCCUCCUCCCCAGCCGCCGUCUCCUCAGCCUCCAAGCCCGCCUCCGCCUCCUCCAUACCCGCCAAGCCCCCAACCGCCAUCGCCAACACCAUCUAGCCAUCCGCUUCCAUCCCCUUCGCCUCCUUCUCCCCAGCCGCCGAAACCCUCGAUUCCUGCCUACCCUCCAUCUCCUGCACCGCCAUCACCUGACGCAGGGCAUCCUGUGCAGCCGCCACCCAUUCCCCCCUCGGCACCUCCGCAGCAUCCGGCAUCUCCCGGGCCCUCGCCUCAGCCGCCCAGCCGUUCUCCAAGCCCGCAGCUUCCGCCGCAGCCAACAAGCCCCGCUUCGCCGCCUCCAGCAUACCCAUCAUCACCCUCGCCCCAACCACCUAGCCCCGCUUCGCCGCCUCCUUCAUAUUCGCCCACUCUGGAGCCGCCGUCACCGGUACCUCCCAGCCCAAUGCCAACCUCGCCUGCUGCUCCAUCAUACCCGUCAUUCCCCCACCAGCCAUUGCCUUCGCCGCCAAGCCCGCAGCUGCCGUCGCAGCCUCCAAGCCACGCUUCGCCUCCUCCAGCAUACCCAUCCAGCCCUCUAUCGCCCUCGCCCCAACCACCUAGCCCCGCUUCGCCGCCUCCUUCAUAUCCGCCCACUCUGGAGCCGCCUUCACCGGUACCUCCAAGCCCAAUGCCAACCUCGCCUGCUGCUCCAUCAUACCCGUCAUUCCCCCACCAGCCAUCGCCUUCGCCGCCAAGCCCGCAGCUGCCGACGCAGCCUCCAAGCCCCGCUUCGCCGCCUCUUUCAUAUCCGCCCACUCUGGAGCCGCCUUCGCCGGUACCUCCCAGCCCAAUGCCACCCUCGCCUACCGGUCCAUCAUACCCGUCAUUCCCCCACCAGCCAUCGCCUUCGCCGCCAAGCCCGCAGCUGCCGCCGCAGCCUCCAAGCCCCGCUUCGCCGCCUCCAGCAUACCCACCAUCGCCCUCGCCCCAACCACCUAGCCCCGCUUCGCCGCCUCCUUCAUAUCCGGCCACUCUGGAGCCGCCUUCACCGGUACCACCCAGCCCAAUGCCAACCUCGCCUGCUGCUCCAUCAUACCCGUCAUUCCCCCACCAGCCGUCGCCUUCGCCGCCAAGCCCGCAGCUGCCGCCGCAGCCUCCAAGCCCCGCUUCGCCGCCUCCAGCAUACCCACCAUCGCCCUCGCCCCAACCACCUAGCCCCGCUUCGCCGCCUCCUUCAUAUCCGCCCACUCUGGAGCCGCCUUCACCGGUACCACCCAGCCCAAUGCCAACCUCGCCUGCUGCUCCAUCAUACCCGUCAUUCCCCCACGAGCCAUCGCCCUCGCCGCCAAGCCCGCAGCUGCCGUCGCAGCCUCCAAGCCCCGCUUCGCCGCCUCCAGCAUACCCAUCCAGCCCUCAAUCGCCCUCGCCCCAACCACCUAGCCCCGCUUCGCCGCCUCCUUCAUAUUCGCCCACUCUGGAGCCGCCUUCACCGGUACCUCCAAGCCCAAUGCCACCCUCGCCGGCUGCUCCAUACCCGUCAUUCCCCCACCAGCCAUCGCCUUCGCCGCCAAGCCCGCAGCUGCCGUCGCAGCCUCCAAGCCCCGCUUCGCCGCCUCCAGCAUACCCAUCCAGCCCUCUAUCGCCCUCGCCCCAACCACCUAGCCCCGCUUCGCCGCCUCCUUCAUAUCCGCCCAGUCUGGAGCCGCCUUCACCGGUACCUCCAAGCCCAAUGCCACCCUCGCCUGCUGCUCCAUCAUACCCGUCAUUCCCCCAGCAGCCAUCGCCUUUUCCGCCAAGCCCGCAGCCGCCGACGCAGCCUCCAAGCCCCGCUUCGCCGCCUCCAGCAUACCCAUCCAGCCCUCAAUCGCCCUCGCCCCAACCACCUAGCCCCGCUUCGCCGCCUCCUUCAUAUCCGCCCACUCUGGAGCCGCCUUCACCGGUACCUCCAAGCCCAAUGCCAACCUCGCCUGCUGCUCCAUCAUACCCGUCAUUCCCCCACCAGCCAUCGCCUUUGCCGCCAAGCUCGCAGCUGCCGUCGCAGCCUCCAAGCCCCGCUUCGCCGCCUCCAGCAUACCCAUCCAGCCCUCUAUCGCCCUCGCCCCAACCACCUAGCCACGCUUCGCCGCCUCCUUCAUAUCCGCCCACUCUGGAGCCCCAUUCACCGGUACCUCCCAGCCCAAUGCCACCCUCGCCUGCUGCUCCAUCAUACCCGUCAUUCCCCCACCAGCCAUCGCCUUCGCCGCCAAGCCCGCAGCUGCCGACGCAGCCUCCAAGCCCCGCUUCGCCGCCUCCAGCAUACCCACCAUCGGCCUCGCCCCAACCACCUAGCCCCGCUUCGCCGCCUCCUUUAUAUCCGCCCACUCUGGAGCCGCCUUCACCGGUACCUCCCAGCCCAAUGCCACCCUCGCCUGCUGCUCCUACAUACCCGUCAUUCCCCCACCAGCCAUCGCCCUCGCCGCCAAGCCCGCAGCUGCCGUCGCAGCCUCCAAGCCCCGCUUCGCCGCCUCCAGCAUACCCAUCCAGCCCUCAAUCGCCCUCGCCCCAACCACCUAGCCCCGCUUCGCCGCCUCCUUCAUAUCCGCCCACUCUGGAGCCGCCUUCACCGGUACCACCCAGCCCAAUGCCAACCUCGCCUGCUGCUCCAUCAUACCCGUCAUUCCCCCACCAGCCAUCGCCCUCGCCGCCAAGCCCGCAGCUGCCGUCGCAGCCUCCAAGCCCCGCUUCGCCGCCUCCAGCAUACCCAUCCAGCCCUCAAUCGCCCUCGCCCCAACCACCUAGCCCCGCUUCGCCGCCUCCUUCAUAUCCGCCCACUCUGGAGCCGCCAUCACCGGUACCACCCAGCCCAAUGCCACCCUCGCCUACCGCUCCAUCAUACCCGUCAUUCCCCCAGCAGCCAUCGCCCUCGCCGCCAAGCCCGCAGCUGCCGUCGCAGCCUCCAAGCCCCGCUUCGCCGCCUCCAGCAUACCCAUCCAGCCCUCUAUCGCCCUUGCCCCAACCACCUAGCCCCGCUUCGCCGCCUCCUUCAUAUCCGCUCAGUCUGGAGCCGCCUUCACCGGUACCUCCCAGCCCAAUGCCAACCUCGCCUGCUGCUCCAUCAUACCCUACAUCGCCUGUACCGCCAAGCCCUCAGCUGCCGCCGCCGCCUCUGUCGCCGCCAUCUCCAAGCCCUGCUUCGCCACCGCCAUCAUACCCAUCCAGCCCUCUAUCGCCCUCGCCCCAACCACCUAGCCCCGCUUCGCCGCCUCCUUCAUAUCCGCCCACUCUGGAGCCGCCAUCACCGGUACCACCCAGCCCAAUGCCACCCUCGCCUACCGCUCCAUCAUACCCGUCAUUCCCCCACCAGCCGUCGCCUUCGCCGCCAAGCCCGCAGCUGCCGUCGCAGCCUCCAAGCCCCGCUUCGCCGCCUCCAGCAUACCCAUCCAGCCCUCUAUCGCCCUCGCCCCAACCACCUAGCCCCGCUUCGCCGCCUCCUUCAUAUCCGCCCACUCUGGAGCCGCCUUCACCGGUACCGCCCAGCCCAAUGCCACCCUCACCUGCUGCUCCAUCAUACCCGUCAUUCCCCCAGCAGCCAUCGCCUUCGCCGCCAAGCCCGCAGCCGCCGACGCAGCCUCCAAGCCCCGCUUUGCCGGCACCAGCAUACCCACCAUCGCCCUCGCCUCAACCACCUAGCCCCGCUUCGCCGCCUCCUUCAUAUCCGCCCACUCUGGAGCCGCCUUCACCGGUACCUCCAAGCCCAAUGCCACCCUCGCCUGAUGCUCCAUCAUACCCGUCAUUCCCCCACCAGCCAUCGCCUUCGCCGCCAAGCCCGCAGCUGCCGUCGCAGCCUCCAAGCCCCGCUUCGCCGCCUCCAGCAUACCCACCAUCGCCCUCGCCCCAACCACCUAGCCCCGCUUCGCCGCCUCCUUCAUAUCCGCCCACUCUGGAGCCGCCUUCACCGGUACCUCCAAGCUCAAUGCCACCCUCGCCGGCUGCUCCAUCAUACCCGUCAUUCCCCCACCAGCCAUCGCCUUCGCCGCCAAGCCCGCAGCCGCCGACGCAGCCUCCAAGCCCCGCUUCGCCGCCUCCAGCAUACCCAUCCAGCCCUCUAUCGCCCUUGCCCCAACCACCUAGCCCCGCUUCGCCGCCUCCUUCAUAUCCGCUCAGUCUGGAGCCGCCUUCACCGGUACCUCCCAGCCCAAUGCCAACCUCGCCUGCUGCUCCAUCAUACCCUACAUCGCCUGUACCGCCAAGCCCUCAGCUGCCGCCGCCGCCUCUGUCGCCGCCAUCUCCAAGCCCUGCUUCGCCACCGCCAUCAUACCCAUCCAGCCCUCAAUCGCCCUCGCCCCAACCACCUAGCCCCGCUUCGCCGCCUCCUUCAUAUCCGCCCACUCUGGAGCCGCCAUCACCGGUACCACCCAGCCCAAUGCCACCCUCGCCUACCGCUCCAUCAUACCCGUCAUUCCCCCAGCAGCCAUCGCCCUCGCCGCCAAGCCCGCAGCUGCCGUCGCAGCCUCCAAGCCCCGCUUCGCCGCCUCCAGCAUACCCAUCCAGCCCUCUAUCGCCCUUGCCCCAACCACCUAGCCCCGCUUCGCCGCCUCCUUCAUAUCCGCUCAGUCUGGAGCCGCCUUCACCGGUACCUCCCAGCCCAAUGCCAACCUCGCCUGCUGCUCCAUCAUACCCUACAUCGCCUGUACCGCCAAGCCCUCAGCUGCCGCCGCCGCCUCUGUCGCCGCCAUCUCCAAGCCCUGCUUCGCCACCGCCAUCAUACCCAUCCAGCCCUCUAUCGCCCUCGCCCCAACCACCUGGCCCCGCUUCGCCGCCUCUUUCAUAUCCGCCCAGUCUGGAGCCGCCAUCACCGUUACCUCCCAGCCCAAUGCCACCCUCGCCGGCUGCUCCAUCAUACCCGUCAUUCCCCCACCAGCCGUCGCCUUCGCCGCCAAGCCCGCAGCUGCCGUCGCAGCCUCCAAGCCCCGCUUCGCCGCCUCUAGCAUACCCAUCCAGCCCUCUAUCGCCCUCGCCCCAACCACCUAGCCCCGCUUCGCCGCCUCCUUCAUAUCCGCCCACUCUGGAGCCGCCUUCACCGGUACCGCCCAGCCCAAUGCCACCCUCACCUGCUGCUCCAUCAUACCCGUCAUUCCCCCAGCAGCCAUCGCCUUCGCCGCCAAGCCCGCAGCCGCCGACGCAGCCUCCAAGCCCCGCUUUGCCGGCACCAGCAUACCCACCAUCGCCCUCGCCUCAACCACCUAGCCCCGCUUCGCCGCCUCCUUCAUAUCCGCCCACUCUGGAGCCGCCUUCACCGGUACCUCCAAGCCCAAUGCCACCCUCGCCUGAUGCUCCAUCAUACCCGUCAUUCCCCCACCAGCCAUCGCCUUCGCCGCCAAGCCCGCAGCUGCCGUCGCAGCCUCCAAGCCCCGCUUCGCCGCCUCCAGCAUACCCACCAUCGCCCUCGCCUCAACCACCUAGCCCCGCUUCGCCGCCUCCUUCAUAUCCGCCCACUCUGGAGCCGCCUUCACCGGUACCUCCAAGCUCAAUGCCACCCUCGCCGGCUGCUCCAUCAUACCCGUCAUUCCCCCACCAGCCAUCGCCUUCGCCGCCAAGCCCGCAGCCGCCGACGCAGCCUCCAAGCCCCGCUUCGCCGCCUCCAGCAUACCCAUCCAGCUCUCUAUCGCCCUCGCCCCAACCACCUAGCCCCGCCUCGCAGCCUCCUUCCCAUCCGCCCACUCUGGAGCCGCCUUCACCGGUACCGCCCAGCCCAAUGCCACCCUCGCCGGCUGCUCCAUACCCGUCAUUCCCCCACCAGCCAUCGCCCUCGCCGCCUAGCCCGCAGCUGCCGUUGCAGCCUCCAAGCCCCGCUUCGCCGCCUCCAGCAUACCCACCAUCGCUCUCGCCCCAACCACCUAGCCCCGCUUCGCCGCCUCCUUCAUAUCCGCCCACUCUGGAGCCGCCUUCACCGGUACCUCCAAGCUCAAUGCCACCCUCGCCGGCUGCUCCAUCAUACCCGUCAUUCCCCCACCAGCCAUCGCCUUCGCCGCCAAGCCCGCAGCCGCCGACGCAGCCUCCAAGCCCCGCUUCGCCGCCUCCAGCAUACCCAUCCAGCCCUCUAUCGCCCUUGCCCCAACCACCUAGCCCCGCUUCGCCGCCUCCUUCAUAUCCGCUCAGUCUGGAGCCGCCUUCACCGGUACCUCCCAGCCCAAUGCCAACCUCGCCUGCUGCUCCAUCAUACCCUACAUCGCCUGUACCGCCAAGCCCUCAGCUGCCGCCGCCGCCUCUGUCGCCGCCAUCUCCAAGCCCUGCUUCGCCACCGCCAUCAUACCCAUCCAGCCCUCAAUCGCCCUCGCCCCAACCACCUAGCCCCGCUUCGCCGCCUCCUUCAUAUCCGCCCACUCUGGAGCCGCCAUCACCGGUACCACCCAGCCCAAUGCCACCCUCGCCUACCGCUCCAUCAUACCCGUCAUUCCCCCAGCAGCCAUCGCCCUCGCCGCCAAGCCCGCAGCUGCCGUCGCAGCCUCCAAGCCCCGCUUCGCCGCCUCCAGCAUACCCAUCCAGCCCUCUAUCGCCCUUGCCCCAACCACCUAGCCCCGCUUCGCCGCCUCCUUCAUAUCCGCUCAGUCUGGAGCCGCCUUCACCGGUACCUCCCAGCCCAAUGCCAACCUCGCCUGCUGCUCCAUCAUACCCUACAUCGCCUGUACCGCCAAGCCCUCAGCUGCCGCCGCCGCCUCUGUCGCCGCCAUCUCCAAGCCCUGCUUCGCCACCGCCAUCAUACCCAUCCAGCCCUCUAUCGCCCUCGCCCCAACCACCUGGCCCCGCUUCGCCGCCUCUUUCAUAUCCGCCCAGUCUGGAGCCGCCAUCACCGUUACCUCCCAGCCCAAUGCCACCCUCGCCGGCUGCUCCAUCAUACCCGUCAUUCCCCCACCAGCCGUCGCCUUCGCCGCCAAGCCCGCAGCUGCCGUCGCAGCCUCCAAGCCCCGCUUCGCCGCCUCUAGCAUACCCAUCCAGCCCUCUAUCGCCCUCGCCCCAACCACCUAGCCCCGCUUCGCCGCCUCCUUCAUAUCCGCCCACUCUGGAGCCGCCUUCACCGGUACCGCCCAGCCCAAUGCCACCCUCACCUGCUGCUCCAUCAUACCCGUCAUUCCCCCAGCAGCCAUCGCCUUCGCCGCCAAGCCCGCAGCCGCCGACGCAGCCUCCAAGCCCCGCUUUGCCGGCACCAGCAUACCCACCAUCGCCCUCGCCUCAACCACCUAGCCCCGCUUCGCCGCCUCCUUCAUAUCCGCCCACUCUGGAGCCGCCUUCACCGGUACCUCCAAGCCCAAUGCCACCCUCGCCUGAUGCUCCAUCAUACCCGUCAUUCCCCCACCAGCCAUCGCCUUCGCCGCCAAGCCCGCAGCUGCCGUCGCAGCCUCCAAGCCCCGCUUCGCCGCCUCCAGCAUACCCACCAUCGCCCUCGCCUCAACCACCUAGCCCCGCUUCGCCGCCUCCUUCAUAUCCGCCCACUCUGGAGCCGCCUUCACCGGUACCUCCAAGCUCAAUGCCACCCUCGCCGGCUGCUCCAUCAUACCCGUCAUUCCCCCACCAGCCAUCGCCUUCGCCGCCAAGCCCGCAGCCGCCGACGCAGCCUCCAAGCCCCGCUUCGCCGCCUCCAGCAUACCCAUCCAGCUCUCUAUCGCCCUCGCCCCAACCACCUAGCCCCGCCUCGCAGCCUCCUUCCCAUCCGCCCACUCUGGAGCCGCCUUCACCGGUACCGCCCAGCCCAAUGCCACCCUCGCCGGCUGCUCCAUACCCGUCAUUCCCCCACCAGCCAUCGCCCUCGCCGCCUAGCCCGCAGCUGCCGUUGCAGCCUCCAAGCCCCGCUUCGCCGCCUCCAGCAUACCCACCAUCGCUCUCGCCCCAACCACCUAGCCCCGCUUCGCCGCCUCCUUCAUAUCCGCCCACUCUGGAGCCGCCUUCACCGGUACCGCCCAGCCCAAUGCCACCCUCUCCUGCUGCUCCAUCAUACCCGUCAUUCCCCCAGCAGCCAUCGCCCUCGCCGCCAAGCCCGCAGCUGCCGACGCAGCCUCCAAGCCCCGCUUCGCCGGCUCCAGCAUACCCACCAUCGCCCUCGCCUCAACCACCUAGCCCCGCUUCGCCGCCUCUUUCAUAUCCGCCCACUCUGGAGCCGCCUUCACCGGUACCUCCAAGCCCAAUGCCACCCUCGCCUGAUGCUCCAUCAUACCCGUCAUUCCCCCACCAGCCGUCGCCUUCGCCGCCAAGCCCGCAGCUGCCGUCGCAGCCUCCAAGCCCCGCUUCGCCGCCUCCAGCAUACCCAUCCAGCCCUCUAUCGCCCUCGCCCCAACCACCUAGCCCCGCUUCGCCGCCUCCUUCAUAUCCGCCCACUCUGGAGCCGCCUUCACCGGUACCGCCCAGCCCAAUGCCACCCUCCCCUGCUGCUCCAUCAUACCCGUCAUUCCCCCACCAGCCAUCGCCUUCGCCGCCAAGCCCGCAGCCGCCGACGCAGCCUCCAAGCCCCGCUUUGCCGGCACCAGCAUACCCACCAUCGCCCUCGCCUCAACCACCUAGCCCCGCUUCGCCGCCUCCUUCAUAUCCGCCCACUCUGGAGCCGCCUUCACCGGUACCUCCAAGCUCAAUGCCACCCUCGCCGGCUGCUCCAUCAUACCCGUCAUUCCCCCACCAGCCAUCGCCUUCGCCGCCAAGCCCGCAGCCGCCGACGCAGCCUCCAAGCCCCGCUUCGCCGCCUCCAGCAUACCCAUCCAGCUCUCUAUCGCCCUCGCCCCAACCACCUAGCCCCGCUUCGCCGCCUCCUUCAUAUCCGCCCACUCUGGAGCCGCCUUCACCGGUACCGCCCAGCCCAAUGCCACCCUCGCCGGCUGCUCCAUACCCGUCAUUCCCCCACCAGCCAUCGCCCUCGCCGCCUAGCCCGCAGCUGCCGUCGCAGCCUCCAAGCCCCGCUUCGCCGCCUCCAGCAUACCCACCAUCGCUCUCGCCCCAACCACCUAGCCCCGCUUCGCCGCCUCCUUCAUAUCCGCUCAGUCUGGAGCCGCCUUCACCGGUACCUCCCAGCCCAAUGCCACCCUCUCCUGCUGCUCCAUCAUACCCGUCAUUCCCCCAGCAGCCAUCGCCCUCGCCGCCAAGCCCGCAGCUGCCGACGCAGCCUCCAAGCCCCGCUUCGCCGGCUCCAGCAUACCCACCAUCGCCCUCGCCUCAACCACCUAGCCCCGCUUCGCCGCCUCUUUCAUAUCCGCCCACUCUGGAGCCGCCUUCACCGGUACCUCCAAGCCCAAUGCCACCCUCGCCUGAUGCUCCAUCAUACCCGUCAUUCCCCCACCAGCCGUCGCCUUCGCCGCCAAGCCCGCAGCUGCCGUCGCAGCCUCCAAGCCCCGCUUCGCCGCCUCCAGCAUACCCAUCCAGCCCUCUAUCGCCCUCGCCCCAACCACCUAGCCCCGCUUCGCCGCCUCCUUCAUAUCCGCCCACUCUGGAGCCGCCUUCACCGGUACCGCCCAGCCCAAUGCCACCCUCCCCUGCUGCUCCAUCAUACCCGUCAUUCCCCCACCAGCCAUCGCCUUCGCCGCCAAGCCCGCAGCCGCCGACGCAGCCUCCAAGCCCCGCUUUGCCGGCACCAGCAUACCCACCAUCGCCCUCGCCUCAACCACCUAGCCCCGCUUCGCCGCCUCCUUCAUAUCCGCCCACUCUGGAGCCGCCUUCACCGGUACCUCCAAGCUCAAUGCCACCCUCGCCGGCUGCUCCAUCAUACCCGUCAUUCCCCCACCAGCCGUCGCCUUCGCCGCCAAGCCCGCAGCUGCCGACGCAGCCUCCAAGCCCCGCUUCGCCGCCUCCAGCAUACCCAUCCAGCCCUCUAUCGCCCUCGCCCCAACCACCUAGCCCCGCUUCGCCGCCUCCUUCAUAUCCGCCCACUCUGGAGCCGCCUUCACCGGUACCGCCCAGCCCAAUGCCACCCUCCCCUGCUGCUCCAUCAUACCCGUCAUUCCCCCACCAGCCAUCGCCUUCGCCGCCAAGCCCGCAGCCGCCGACGCAGCCUCCAAGCCCCGCUUCGCCGGCUCCAGCAUACCCACCAUCGCCCUCGCCUCAACCACCUAGCCCCGCUUCGCCGCCUCCUUCCUAUCCGCCCACUCUGGAGCCGCCUUCACCGGUACCACCCAGCCCGAUGCCAACCUCGCCUGCUGCUCCAUCAUACCCGUCAUUCCCCCACCAGCCAUCGUCCUCGCCGCCAAGCCCGCAGCUGCCGUCGCAGCCUCCAAGCCCCGCUUCGCCGCCUCCAGCAUACCCAUCCAGCCCUCAAUCGCCCUCGCCCCAACCACCUAGCCCCGCUUCGCCGCCUCCUUCAUAUCCGCCCACUCUGGAGCCGCCAUCACCGGUACCACCCAGCCCAAUGCCACCCUCGCCUACCGCUCCGUCAUACCCGUCAUUCCCCCACCAGCCAUCGCCCUCGCCGCCAAGCCCGCAGCUGCCGUCGCAGCCUCCAAGCCCCGCUUCGCCGCCUCCAGCAUACCCAUCCAGCCCUCAAUCGCCCUCGCCCCAACCACCUAGCCCCGCUUCGCCGCCUCCUUCAUAUCCGCCCACUCUGGAGCCGCCUUCACCGGUACCACCCAGCCCAAUGCCAACCUCGCCUGCUGCUCCAUCAUAUCCGUCAUUCCCCCACCAGCCAUCGCCCUCGCCGCCAAGCCCGCAGCUGCCGUCGCAGCCUCCAAGCCCCGCUUCGCCGCCUCCAGCAUACCCAUCCAGCCCUCAAUCGCCCUCGCCCCAACCACCUAGCCCCGCUUCGCCGCCUCCUUCAUAUCCGCCCACUCUUGAGCCGCCAUCACCGGUACCACCCAGCCCAAUGCCACCCUCGCCUACCGCUCCAUCAUACCCGUCAUUCCCCCAGCAGCCAUCGCCCUCGCCGCCAAGCCCGCAGCUGCCGUCGCAGCCUCCAAGCCCCGCUUCGCCGCCUCCAGCAUACCCAUCCAGCCCUCUAUCGCCCUCGCCCCAACCACCUAGCCCCGCUUCGCCGCCUCCUUCAUAUCCGCCCACUCUGGAGCCGCCUUCACCGGUACCUCCCAGCCCAAUGCCAACCUCGCCUGCUGCUCCAUCAUACCCUACAUCGCCUGUACCGCCAAGCCCUCAGCUGCCGCCGCCGCCUCUGUCGCCGCCAUCUCCAAGCCCUGCUUCGCCACCGCCAUCAUACCCAUCCAGCCCUCUAUCGCCCUCGCCCCAACCACCUGGCCCCGCUUCGCCGCCUCUUUCAUAUCCGCCCAGUCUGGAGCCGCCAUCACCGUUACCUCCCAGCCCAAUGCCACCCUCGCCGGCUGCUCCAUCAUACCCGUCAUUCCCCCACCAGCCGUCGCCUUCGCCGCCAAGCCCGCAGCUGCCGUCGCAGCCUCCAAGCCCCGCUUCGCCGCCUCCAGCAUACCCAUCCAGCCCUCUAUCGCCCUCGCCCCAACCACCUAGCCCCGCUUCGCCGCCUCCUUCAUAUCCGCCCACUCUGGAGCCGCCUUCACCGGUACCGCCCAGCCCAAUGCCACCCUCCCCUGCUGCUCCAUCAUACCCGUCAUUCCCCCAGCAGCCAUCGCCUUCGCCGCCAAGCCCGCAGCCGCCGACGCAGCCUCCAAGCCCCGCUUUGCCGGCACCAGCAUACCCACCAUCGCCCUCGCCUCAACCACCUAGCCCCGCUUCGCCGCCUCUUUCAUAUCCGCCCACUCUGGAGCCGCCUUCACCGGUACCGCCCAGCCCAAUGCCACCCACGCCUGCUGCUCCAUCAUACCCGUCAUUCCCCCACCAGCCGUCGCCUUCGCCGCCAAGCCCGCAGCUGCCGACGCAGCCUCCAAGCCCCGCUUCGCCGCCUCCAGCAUACCCAUCCAGCCCUCUAUCGCCCUCGCCCCAACCACCUAGCCCCGCUUCGCCGCCUCCUUCAUAUCCGCCCACUCUGGAGCCGCCUUCACCGGUACCGCCCAGCCCAAUGCCACCCUCCCCUGCUGCUCCAUCAUACCCGUCAUUCCCCCAGCAGCCAUCGCCUUCACCGCCAAGCCCGCAGCCGCCGACGCAGCCUCCAAGCCCCGCUUCGCCGGCUCGAGCAUACCCACCAUCGCCCUCGCCUCAACCACCUAGCCCCGCUUCGCCGCCUCUUUCAUAUCCGCCCACUCUGGAGCCGCCUUCACCGGUACCUCCCAGCCCAAUGCCACCCACGCCUGCUGCUCCAUCAUACCCUACAUCGCCUGUACCGCCAAGCCCUCAGCUGCCGCCGCCGCCUCUGUCGCCGCCAUCUCCAAGCCCUGCUUCGCCACCGCCAUCAUACCCAUCCAGCCCUCUAUCGCCCUCGCCCCAACCACCUAGCCCCGCUUCGCCGCCUCCUUCAUAUCCGCCCACUCUGGAGCCGCCUUCACCGGUACCUCCAAGCUCAAUGCCACCCUCGCCGGCUGCUCCAUCAUACCCGUCAUUCCCCCACCAGCCGUCGCCUUCGCCGCCAAGCCCGCAGCUGCCGACGCAGCCUCCAAGCCCCGCUUCGCCGCCUCCAGCAUACCCACCAUCGGCCUCGCCCCAACCACCUAGCCCCGCUUCGCCGCCUCCUUCAUAUCCGCCCACUCUGGAGCCGCCUUCACCGGUACCUCCCAGCCCAAUGCCACCCUCGCCUGCUGCUCCUACAUACCCUCCAACGCCUGUACCGCCAAGCCCUGAGCUGCCGCCGCCGCCUCUGUCGCCGCAAUCUCCAAGCCCUGCUUCGCCACCGCCAUCAUACCCAUCCAGCCCUCUAUCGCCCUCGCCCCAACCACCUAGCCCGGCUUCGCCGCCUCCUUCAUAUCCGCCCACUCUGGAGCCGCCUUCACCGGUACCUCCAAGCCCAAUGCCACCCUCGCCUGCUGCUCCAUCAUACCCGUCAUUCCCCCACCAGCCAUCGCCUUCGCCGCCAAGCCCGCAGCCGCCGACGCCUCCAAGCCCCGCUUCACCGCCUCCAGCAUACUUACCAUCGCCCUCGCCCCAACCACCUAGCCCCGCCUCGCAGCCUCUUUCCUAUCCGCCCACUCUGGAGCCGCCUUCGCCGGUACCUCCCAGCCCAAUGCCACCCUCGCCUACCGGUCCAUCAUACCCGUCUUUCCCCCACCAGCCAUCGCGUUCGCCGCCAAGCCCGCAGCUGCCGCCGCAGCCUCCAAGCCCCGCUUCGCCGCCUCCAGCAUACCCACCAUCGCCCUCGCCCCAACCACCUAGCCCCGCCUCGCAGCCUCCUUCCCAUCCGCCCACUCUGGAGCCGCCUUCACCGGUACCUCCCAGCCCAAUGCCACUCUCGCCUGCUGCUCCAUCAUACCCUACAUCGCCUGUAUCGCCAAGCCCUCAGCUGCCGCCGCCGCCUCUGUCGCCGCCAUCUCCAAGCCCUGCUUCGCCACCGCCAUCAUACCCAAUCAGCCCUCUAUCGCCCUCGCCCCAACCACCUAGCCCCGCUUCGCCGCCUCCUUCAUAUCCGCCCACUCUGGAGCCGCCUUCACCGGUACCUCCCAGCCCAAUGCCACCCUCGCCUGCUGCUCCUACAUACCCUCCAACGCCUGUACCGCCAAGCCCUGAGCUGCCGCCGCCGCCUCUGUCGCCGCAAUCUCCAAGCCCUGCUUCGCCACCGCCAUCAUACCCAUCCAGCCCUCUAUCGCCCUCGCCCCAACCACCUAGCCCGGCUUCGCCGCCUCCUUCAUAUCCGCCCACUCUGGAGCCGCCUUCACCGGUACCUCCAAGCCCAAUGCCACCCUCGCCUGCUGCUCCAUCAUACCCGUCAUUCCCCCACCAGCCAUCGCCUUCGCCGCCAAGCCCGCAGCUGCCGCCGCAGCCUCCAAGCCCCGCUUCGCCGCCUCCAGCAUACCCACCAUCGCCCUCGCCCCAACCACCUAGCCCCGCCUCGCAGCCUCCUUCAUAUCCGCCCAGUCUGGAGCCGCCUUCGCCGGUACCUCCCAGCCCAAUGCCACCCUCGCCUACCGGUCCAUCAUACCCGUCAUUCCCCCACCAGCCAUCGCCUUCGCCGCCAAGCCCGCAGCUGCCGCCGCAGCCUCCAAGCCCCGCUUCGCCGCCUCCAGCAUACCCACCAUCGCCCUCGCCCCAACCACCUAGCCCCGCCUCGCAGCCUCCUUCCCAUCCGCCCACUCUGGAGCCGCCAUCACCGUUACCUCCCAGCCCAAUGCCGCCCUCGCCUGCUGCACCAUCAUACCCUCCAACGCCUGUACCGCCAAGUCCUCAGCUGCCGCCGCCGCCUCUGUCGCCGCAAUCUCCGAGCCCUGCUUCGCCACCGCCAUCAUACCCAUCCAGCCCUCUAUCGCCCUCGCCACCACCACCUAGCCCCGCCUCGCAGCCUCCUUCCUAUCCGCCCACUCUGGAGCCGCCAUCACCGUUACCUCCCAGCCCAAUGCCACCCUCGCCUGCUGCACCAUCAUACCCUCCAACGCCUGUACCGCCAAGCCCUCAGCUGCCGCCGCCGCCUCUGUCGCCGCAAUCUCCAAGCCCUGCUUCGCCACCGCCAUCAUACCCAUCCAGCCCUCUAUCGCCCUCGCCCCAACCACCUAGCCCCGCCUCGCAGCCUCCUUCCUAUCCGCCCACUCUGGAGCCGCCUUCACCGGUACCUCCCAGCCCAAUGCCACCCUCGCCGGCUACUCCAUACCCGUCAUUCCCCCACCAGCCAUCGCCCUCGCCGCCAAGCCCGCAGCUGCCGUCGCAGCCUCCAAGCCCCGCUUCGCUGCCUCCAGCAUACCCACCAUCGGCCUCGCCCCAACCACCUAGCCCCGCUUCGCCGCCUCCUUCAUAUCCGCCCACUCUGGAGCCGCCUUCACCGGUACCUCCCAGCCCAAUGCCACCCUCGCCUGCUGCACCAUCACACCCUCCAACGCCUGUACCGCCAAGCCCUCAGCUGCCGCCGCCGCCUCUGUCGCCGCAAUCUCCAAGCCCUGCUUCGCCACCGCCAUCAUACCCAUCCAGCCCUCUAUCGCCCUCGCCCCAACCACCUAGCCCCGCCUCGCAGCCUCCUUCAUAUCCGCCCAGUCUGGAGCCGCCUUCACCGGUACCUCCCAGCACAAUGCCACCCUCGCCGGCUACUCCAUACCCGUCAUUCCCCCACCAGCCAUCGCCCUCGCCGCCAAGCCCGCAGCUGCCGUCGCAGCCUCCAAGCCCCGCUUCGCCGCCUCCAGCAUACCCACCAUCGCCCUCGCCUCAGCCACCUAGCCCCGCUUCGCCGCCUCCUUCCUAUCCGCCCACUCUGGAGCCGCCUUCACCGGUACCUCCCAGCCCAAUGCCACCCUCGCCUGCUGCACCAUCACACCCUCCAACGCCUGUACCGCCAAGCCCUCAGCUGCCGCCGCCGCCUCUGUCGCCGCAAUCUCCAAGCCCUGCUUCGCCACCGCCAUCAUACCCAUCCAGCCCUCUAUCGCCCUCGCCCCAACCACCUAGCCCCGCCUCGCAGCCUCCUUCCCAUUCGCCCACUCUGGAGCCGCCAUCACCGUUACCUCCCAGCCCAAUGCCGCCCUCGCCGGCCGCUCCAUACCCGUCAUUCCCCCACCAGCCAUCGCCCUCGCCGCCAAGCCCGCAGCUGCCGUCGCAGCCUCCAAGCCCCGCUUCGCCGGCUCCAGCAUACCCACCAUCGCCCUCGCCUCAACCACCUAGCCCCGCUUCGCCGCCUCCUUCAUAUCCGCCCACUCUGGAGCCGCCUUCACCGGUACAUCCCAGCCCAAUGCCACCUUCGCCUGCUGCUACAUUAUACCCUCCAUCGCCUGUACCGAGUCCGCAGUUGCCGACGCCGCCUCUGUCGCCGCAGCCUCCAAGCCCCGCUUCGCCACCGCCAUCAUACCCAUCCAGCCCUCUAUCGCCCUCGCCCCAACCACCUAGCCCCGCUUCGCCGCCUCCUUCAUAUCCGCCCACUCUGGAGCCGCCAUCACCGGUACCACCCAGCCCAAUGCCACCCUCGCCUACCGCUCCGUCAUACCCGUCAUUCCCCCACCAGCCAUCGCCCUCGCCGCCAAGCCCGCAGCUGCCGUCGCAGCCUCCAAGCCCCGCUUCGCCGCCUCCAGCAUACCCAUCCAGCCCUCAAUCGCCCUCGCCCCAACCACCUAGCCCGGCUUCGCCGCCUCCUUCAUAUCCGCCCACUCUGGAGCCGCCUUCACCGGUACCUCCCAGCCCAAUGCCACCCUCGCCUGCUGCUCCAUCAUACCCGUCAUUCCCCCACCAGCCAUCGCCUUCGCCGCCAAGCCCGCAGCUGCCGACGCAGCCUCUAGGCCCCGCUUCGCCGCCGCCAUCAUACCCAUCCAGCCCUCUAUCGCCCUCGCCUCAACCACCUAGACCCGCUUCGCCGCCUCCUUCAUAUCCGCCCACUCUGGAGCCGCCUUCACCGGUCCAUCCCAGCCCAAUGCCACCCUCGCCUGCUGCUACAUUAUACCCUCCAUCGCCUGUACCGAGUCCGCAGUUGCCGACGCCGCCUCUGUCGCCGCAGCCUCCAAGCCCCGCUUCGCCACCGCCAUCAUACCCAUCCAGCCCUCUAUCGCCCUCGCCCCAACCACCUAGCCCCGCUUCGCCGCCUCCUUCAUAUCCGCCCACUCUGGAUCCGCCUUCGCCGGUACCUCCCAGCCCAAUGCCACCCUCGCCUGUUGCACAAUCAUACCCUCCAACGCCUGUACCGCCAAGCCCUCAGCUGCCGCCGCCGCCUCUGUCGCCGCAAUCUCCAAGCCCUGCUUCGCCACCGCCAUCAGACCCAUCCAGCCCUCUAUCGCCCUCGCCUCAACCACCUAGCCCCGCUUCGCCGCCUCCUUCAUAUCCGCCCACUCUGGAGCCGCCUUCACCGGUACCUCCCAGCCCAAUGCCACCCUCGCCUGCUGCUCCAUCAUACCCGUCAUUCCCCCACCAGCCAUCGCCUUCGCCGCCAAGCCCGCAGCUGCCGACGCAGCCUCCAGGCCCCGCUUCGCCACCGCCAUCAGACCCAUCCAGCCCUCUAUCGCCCUCGCCUCAACCACCUAGCCCCGCUUCGCCGCCUCCUUCAUAUCCGCCCACUCUGGAUCCGCCUUCGCCGGUACCUCCCAGCCCAAUGCCACCUUCGCCUGCUGCUACAUCAUACCCUCCAUCACCUGUACCACCGAGUCCGCAGUUUCCGACGCCGCCUCUGUCGCCGCAGCCUCCAAGCCCCGCUUCGCCACCGCCAUCAUACCCAUCCAGCCCUCUAUCGCCCUCGCCCCAACCACCUAGCCCCGCUUCGCCGCCUCCUUCAUAUCCGCCCACUCUGGAGCCGCCUUCACCGGUACCGCCCAGCCCUGCACAGCCCGUUGCGAUACCAUCUUCUCCUUCUAUCCAUUUUCCUUCACCGUUACCGCCUAGCCCUGGGCCACCCUCCCCGGCGCCUUCUUCUCCUCCAAACGCUCAGCCUCCUUCAUACCCGCCCACCCAGAUGCCGCCGUCAACGCGUCCAUCCAGCCCUGCACCACUCUCACCAAUGCUGCCGGCCUCCCCUUCAACCCCGUCGCCUACACCGCAGGAUCCCUCUUCUCCACCUCCUUCAUACCCGCCCGGCCCGCUGCCGCCUUCGCCACAGCCUCCAAGACCGCUACUGCCACCCCUUUCGCCUUCGCCAGCCAUAUUAGCAAGUCCGCCGAAUCCUCGUGCCCCACGCCUUCCUCCAAGGCCUCCACAGCCGUUGCGGUCUCCGCCUCCACCCGGCCAUCCAGGAGCACCCUCAAUACCGGACACGCCAGCGCCACCGGACCCCCCAGCCCCUACGGUACCUGAUGUACCUUCAUCUCCCCACCUUCCUCCCAAGAAGCUUCCUCCAUUGCCCCCACCGCCCUCCCCGAAGCCGCCCUUGCCUCAGCCGCCUUCGCAGACGCCGCCAUCACCUUCAUCGCCGUCACCACCUCUUCCAAGUCCAUUCUCACCGUUGCCGCCUUCACCCGAGCCGCCAUCGCCGCACCCUUCUCUUCCAAAGCCUCCAUCUCCAAUCCCACCUUCGCCACAACCGACUUCGCCAUCGCCUGCUCCGCCGCCGCCGCAGCCGCCUUCCCCUCGCCCCCCAUCACCACAGCCUCGCCCCCCUUUGAUGCCGCCACGGUCGCCUAGGACACCCACUCCACCAUCCCCUUCUCCGCCACCUCCUCCGUUCCCACCGCGUGCGCCUCGCCUGCCGCCGCCCAUGCCGCCAUCGCCGGCGCCAUUGCCUCCAAUGCGAUCACCACGGUCACCCACGUAUCCACCACCAUCCCCGUUGCCUCCCACUGCGUCGCCACCGUCAACCCCGCCAUCAUUCUCACCGCCGCCGCCUUACCCGCGACCGCCUCCCCCGCCGGCGCCUCCGCAACCCUCACCCCCGUUCCCACCGCCGCAGCCGCAACCACCUUCCCCGCGUCCUCCCGCCACGCCUCCGCGUUCUCCUCGCCCUCCAAUGCCGCUUUCUCCAUCGCCCAGGCCUCCAUACGUGCCCCCUGGCGCACCCCGCCCACCCCGUCCGCCUUCACCCACCCCACCUUCACCGAACCCGCCUUCUCCUCUGCCUCCGCCACCUACACCUCCAUCGCCUAGGCCCCCUAGCCCCCUACCACCCCCAAGGCCUCCCAGUCCACUACCACCUGUCCCUCCAUCGCCGUCUCCGCCAUCGCCUCCAAGCCCUUCACCGCCGCGACCUCCCGCCAGCCCGAAGCCGCCCUCGCCGCCAGGACCCCCAUCGCCUCCUCCACCCAGCCCUCCACCACAACCCCCAAGUCCUCCUCCGCCUCUUCCGCCCCACAGCCCCGCGCCACCCUUAUCCCCGUCUCCCCCGCUACCGUCACCUCCGUCAUACCCUCCGCAGCAGCCCCCAAGUCCUUCGCCGCCCCUCAAUCCUUCCAGCCCAGCCCAGCCCUCGCCGCCAUCCUUACCGCCGCCAUCUUCACCCUCAAACCCUCCGCCUCAACCCCCAGGUUCUCCCCCCCCUCAGCCGCCACCCAGCCCUUCGCCACCGUCAUCCCCAUCUCCCCCACUACCGUCAUCCCCGUCAAACCCUCCGCAGCAGCCCCCGAGCCUUCCUCCGCCUCACCCACCCGCAAGGCCAGACAGUCCAAUGAGCCCUGCUUCUCCUCUGUCCCCAGCCCGGCCCUCGCCACCUUCGCCUGGAGUUCCCGACUCACCCCUCCAGCCGCCAGGCUUGCCAAUGGAUCCGCCCUUGGCUCCUGGCACGCCCGGUGCGCCGAUGACACCUGACGCUCCUCCACCACCGAACGCGCCAUUCCCGCCAGACCAACCCCCUACGCCGCCGCCUCUGCUCCCCCCUUCUUCUCCACCGCCGCCACGACUGCCUAGCCCUCCACCUGCACCACCAAGACCCCCUCCUCGCCCGCCUCGUCCGCCGCCACGGCCUCCACCCCGCCCACCGUCUAUGCCUCAAUCGCCAGCGCCACCAACGAGCCCAUCGCCGCCCGUGCCCUCGCCUCCCACGACGCCCCCUCCGGACCCCCCAGCGCGACCGUCUCCACCUCCUCCACCGCCGCCAUUCCCUCCGGGAAUAGCCAUGCAAUUGCACGAUUACGAGCUGACCUUCAGCGUUGACCCAGGUGUCUGGGGCAACGCAACAGCAAUGGCGGAGUUCAUCAUGAACCUCAGGAUUAGCUUGGCGGAGUUCUUCGGCGUGCCAGUCGAGUCGGUUAUUAUCACCGGGUUUGAGAUGCCGCCUACCGCCAGCCCCACAGCCAGCCGCCGCAUGAUGGCUUCGGUCCCCGCAGUGCAGCAGCGCAGCCCCAGGCGCUCGUGGCACGGCAAAGAACUGGCUUCCAUUGUUUCAUCGUCCACUCCAGGACUACUUCCACUGGCCCUGACGCACCUUCGCACGCGCCUUGCAACCAACGCCGUAGUUAUGGAGAUGGAAUCCAAGGCUGAACACCCGGGGCCUGUGGGCAAAGAUGUGUCUGACGGCGACAACGCAGAUGACAUUCGCCGCCGACUUGCUGAUUCCUCUGGUGGAAGCGCUAGCAUCAACAUCACCAUCAUCACAACCCAUACAGUUCCCCUGCCUCCUUCACCACAACCGACUGAGCCGCCCUCCUCUCCAAGCCCUCCGUCGCCCUCGCCGCCCUCCCCGCCUCCGCCUCCGCCUGGCAUCCUUGCGCCACCGUCUCCGCCGCCGUUACCACCGUCACCGUCCCCGCCUCCACCAGCACUGCCGCCGCCACCGCCCCCGCCAUCCUCACCCCCGCACCCUCCACCUUCGCCCCCCGUGCCGUCGCCCCCUCCGCCAGUAAACCUUACCGCGCUGUCAGAGGCUACAGGUGCAUCUAAUGUUUCUCAAGUCAUGAGGCCGCCGCUGAAUCCCCCGUUGCCUCCGUCACCUUCGCCGCCCUCACCUCUGCCUCCAUCUCCGCUCCCUCCCUCGCCGAGGCCACCAUCGCCACUGCCCCCUCCGCCGUCGCCGCCACCGCCUAUCCAGUGCGAGAAGUCGGGCUACAAGUUUUACCCCGCCUCAUCCUUUGACCUUGCAUGCACUCAGGGCCUCUGCACGGUCCUCGAUGAGACGGGCGAUGCAGAUGCAGCCGAUUACGGCUGCACCUGGGGCGACGAUGCUCUCCUGUGCGGCGCCUUUGACACUCUCGGCCGGAUGGUUUCCACUCCAGUCGGCAAGGCCCGUUACCCCGAACCGGCACUGGACCUGGACGUCGUCGAGGGAUCUACCACUGCCUGCGUGGGCUUGUUCGUCAAGGUUGGGUAUGUCUAUGUUGCCCCACCACCGGCAUCUCCUGCGCCGCCGCCGCUGCCAUCGCCUCCACCUUCACCUCCGCCGCCUUCUCCCAAGCCUCCAAGGCCGCCGCCAAGACCGCCGCCGUUGCCGCCACCAUCGCCGCCAUCCCCGAAACCUCCACGGGCACCUAGGUCUCCCAAACCUCCAAGUCCGAGUCCUCCACCGUCAUUCCCACCACCUUCGCCAGAGCCUCCUGUCCCACCCCUGCCGUCACCUAUGCCGCCUUCACCUCUGCCACCCUCACCAGUAUCACCGCUCCCACCGUCACCAAUGCCACUAUCGCCCCCUUCACCGGCGCCGCCGUCACCGGAACCGCCAUCACCUAUCCCAUUUCCUCCGCCGAAGCCACCUUCUCCUGAGCCCCCAGCCCCGUCGCCGCCUUCACCGGAGCCCCCAUCACCUGCAUCCCACUCGCCUCCGCCACAAGGACCGCCUGGACUGCCCCCAGCAACACCGAACCCCAGCCCGCCAGGGAGGUCCCCGCCACAUCCAGGUUGGCCCUCUUCACCGCCUCUGCCACCCGACACUCCACUUCCACCAGAUUGGCCCCAGCCGCCAUCGCCACCAGUUCCGCCGCCUCCUACCCAGCCGAGCAAGCCGCUGCCACCAUUGCCAGCGCCACCAUUGCCAUUGCCACCACAGUUCCCAGCCCCUGCCACCCAGCCCCAACCUCAUCCUGCUCAUCCUGGAUCGCCAUACCCGCCUAAUGCGCCUUCGCCUGUACCUGCGCCGCCGAACGCAGUUAAUAUGCCUACAUCGCCCGAUCCCCCUGCCCCAUCGCCACCAAUCUAUCCAUCACCACAUCCACCAAGCUACCCUCCAAGCCCUGCACCGCCAACUGCCGUACCACCUAGCCCACAGCCACUUCUCAUACCGCCUCCCGCUUCACCGCCGGCUGGCUCGCCGAGCAGCCCCCAGCUGUCGCCGUCACCCGUAGUGCAGCACCCACCCAGCCAUUCUGCACCCUUCCCAGCUCCGCUGUUGUAUCCUCCAGGCUUUCCGGUCUUUGCACUGCCGCCACCCUCAGCGCCCCCAGCGCUGCCCCCUUCGCCCAAUCCAGUCCCGCCAUCACCGUACCCUCCAAGCCCCGCGCCACCAUCACCGGAACCUCCGAGCCCAUCACCUCCACCUUUGUAUCCGUUGUGGCCGCAGCCGCCGUCGCCGGUACCACCAAGCCCCUUUCCUUCUCCGCCUCUAUACCCACAGCCCCCGUCACCUACGGCUCCCAGUCCUGAACCUCCAUCGCCCAUGCCGCCAAGCCCACAACCGCCAUCACCAGUUCCCCCAAGCCCACAGCCACCUCCACCCUCUCCACCAAGCCCACAGCCACCGUCGCCGAUUCCCCCGAGCCCGCAUCCUCCGUCACCCUCACCACCAAGCCCAAAGCCACCGUCGCCCACACCGCCGUCGCCCAAGCCACCAAGCCCCAAGCCUCCGUCGCCCACCCCACCUAAUCCAUUGCCUCCCUCACCCGCCCCACCAAGCCCACAACCACCCUCACCCCUGCCGCCGUCCCCCGCACCACCGUCACCUCAGCCACCCUCUCCCGAGCCACCAAGCCCUCAGCCACCCUCCCCCGCACCGCCAAGUCCUCAACCACCAUCCCCUGCACCGCCAAGCCCUCAGCCACCCUCCCCCGCACCGCCAAGUCCUCAACCACCAUCCCCUGCACCGCCAAGCCCACAGCCACCCUCUCCCGAGCCACCGUCACCUGAGCCACCCUCUCCCGCACCGCCAAGCCCUCAACCACCAUCCCCUGCACCGCCAAGCCCUCAGCCGCCCUCACCCGCACCGCCAAGCCCUCAGCCGCCCUCACCCGCACCGCCAAGCCCUCAGCCGCCCGCACCCGCCCCACCAAGCCCACAACCACCUUCACCCCUGCCGCCCUCACCCGCACCGCCAAGCCCUCACCCACCAUCCCCUGCACCGCCAAGUCCUCAACCACCGUCCCCAGCACCGCCAAGCCCUCAGCCACCCUCUCCCGCACCACCAAGCCCACAGCCACCCUCUCCCGAGCCACCGUCACCUGAGCCACCCUCUCCCGCACCGCCAAGUCCUCAACCACCAUCCCCUGCACCGCCAAGCCCUCAGCCACCAUCCCCUGCACCGCCAAGCCCUCAGCCACCCUCUCCCGCACCGCCAAGCCCUCACCCACCAUCCCCUGCACCACCAAGCCCACAGCCACCCUCUCCCGCACCGCCAAGCCCUCACCCACCAUCCCCUGCGCCGCCAAGUCCUCAACCACCGUCCCCCGCACCACCAAGCCCUCAGCCACCCUCUCCCGAGCCACCGUCACCUGGGCCACCCUCUCCCGCACCGCCAAGUCCUCAGCCGCUCUCGCCCGAGCCACCGUCACCUGAGCCACCCUCUCCCGCACCGCCAAGUCCUCAACCACCAUCCCCUGCACCGCCAAGCCCUCAGCCACCAUCUCCUGCACCGCCAAGCCCUCAGCCACCCUCUCCCGCACCGCCAAGCCCUCACCCACCAUCCCCUGCACCACCAAGCCCACAGCCACCCUCUCCCGCACCGCCAAGCCCUCACCCACCAUCCCCUGCGCCGCCAAGUCCUCAACCACCAUCCCCUGCACCGCCAAGCCCUCAGCCACCCUCUCCCGCACCGCCAAGCCCUCACCCACCAUCCCCUGCGCCGCCAAGUCCUCAACCACCGUCCCCUGCACCGCCAAGCCCUCAGCCACCCUCUCCCGAGCCACCGUCACCUGAGCCGCCCUCACCCGCACCACCAAGCCCUCAGCCGCCCUCGCCCGAGCCACCGUCACCUGAGCCACCCUCACCCGCGCCACCAAGCCCUCAGCCACCCUCUCCCGAGCCACCGUCACCUGAGCCACCCUCACCCGCGCCACCAAGCCCUCAGCCGCCCUCGCCCGAGCCACCGUCACCUGAGCCACCCUCACCCGCGCCACCAAGCCCUCAGCCGCCCUCGCCCGAGCCACCGUCACCUGAGCCGCCCUCACCCGCACCACCAAGCCCUCAGCCGCCCUCGCCCGAGCCACCGUCACCUGAGCCGCCCUCACCCGCACCACCAAGCCCUCAGCCGCUCUCGCCCGAGCCACCGUCACCUGAGCCGCCCUCACCCGCACCAUCAAGCCCUCAGCCGCCCUCGCCCGAGCCACCGUCACCUGAGCCGCCCUCACCCGCACCACCAAGCCCUCAGCCGCUCUCGCCCGAGCCACCGUCACCUGAGCCACCCUCACCCGCGCCACCAAGCCCUCAGCCGCCCUCGCCCGAGCCACCGUCACCUGAGCCGCCCUCACCCGCACCACCAAGCCCUCAGCCGCCCUCGCCCGAGCCACCGUCACCUGAGCCACCCUCACCCGCGCCACCAAGCCCUCAGCCGCCUUCGCCCGAGCCACCGUCACCUGAGCCGCCCUCACCCGCACCACCAAGCCCUCAGCCGCCCUCGCCCGAGCCACCGUCACCUGAGCCGCCCUCACCCGCACCACCAAGCCCUCAGCCGCCCUCGCCCGAGCCACCGUCACCUGAGCCGCCCUCACCCGCACCACCAAGCCCUCAGCCGCCCUCGCCCGAGCCACCGUCACCUGAGCCGCCCUCACCCGCACCACCAAGCCCUCAGCCGCUCUCGCCCGAGCCACCGUCACCUGAGCCACCCUCACCCGCACCACCAAGCCCUCAGCCGCCCUCGCCCGAGCCACCGUCACCUGAGCCGCCCUCACCCGCGCCACCAAGCCCUCAGCCGCUCUCGCCCGAGCCACCGUCACCUGAGCCGCCCUCACCCGCACCACCAAGCCCUCAGCCGCCCUCGCCCGAGCCACCGUCACCUGAGCCGCCCUCACCCGCACCACCAAGCCCUCAGCCGCUCUCGCCCGAGCCGCCCUCACCCGCACCACCAAGCCCUCAGCCGCCCUCGCCCGAGCCACCGUCACCUGAGCCGCCCUCACCCGCACCACCAAGCCCUCAGCCGCCCUCGCUUGAGCCACCGUCGCCUCCACCGCCAAGCCCACCCCAACCGCUCCCUCAAUAUCCAGGCCCUCAGUUGCCAUCGCCUGCAUUGCAGUCACCCCAGUCACCAAAGCCAUCGCCCCCAUUACCAGAGCCUCCAGGUCCACUACAGACGUCGCCCGAGCCACCCAUCCCCGCCCUUCCCUUACCAGAGCCGCGAAGCCCGCCAUCGCCAUUGCCACCCGAUCAUCCAAGCCCGCAGCCACUGCCGCCUGUGACGUUGCCUCCUGAGCCACCGACCUCGGCACCGCCUAGCAUGCUGGUCCAACCCAACCCUCCGCUGCCGUCACCUGACAUGCCAAGCUCAUCGUCGCCGCCACCUGAGACCCCAAGCCCAUCACCGUCACCUGAAGUGCCAAGCCUACCGCCUCCGCCAUUCCAGGUGCCUUCACCUGAACCACAAAGCCUUCAGCCAUCGCCGUGGCAACCGCCAAGCCCGCAGCCGCCAUCACCUGAGCCAGUUCCUCAACCACCAAGCUUACCAUUGCCAGCACCGUCAGGACAUCCUCCUUCAUAUUUACAGCCGCUGUCGCCUUCGCCUCCAAGUCCACUUCCACUGUCUGGGCCGCCCUCGCCGUCUGGUGCUUCUCCACCUCAUCCACAACCCAUGCAGUCUCCUGCGUCACCGCCUUUGCCCUCACCAUUGCCCAUUCCAACGUUGCCUACGCCUUCACCCAGCCCCGAUCCUCUGUCCCACCCUACACAGCCUCCUUCCUCUGCAGCAACCCCAACAUCCCAGCCCCCUCCUUGGCCUUCACCUCCCGCCACACCGACACCGACUCCAUCUCCCGCCCCGCCAACAACCACUCCUUCGGCUCCUGUCCCACCAACAUCCACUCCUCCUUCAUCUCCCGCCCCGCCAACGUCCACUCCUUCAGCACCUGUCCCACCAACGUCCACUCCUCCUUCAUCUCCCGCCCCGCCGACGUCCACUCCAUCAUCUCCCGCCCCGCCGACAUCCACUCCUUCAUCUCCCGCCCCGCCAACAACCACUCCUUCGGCUCCUGUCCCACCAGCAUCCACUCCUCCUUCAUCUCCCGCCCCGCCAACAACCACUCCUUCAGCACCUGUCCCACCAGCAUCCACUCCUCCUUCUUCUCCCGUCCCGCCGACUUCCACUCCUUCAGCACCUGUCCCACCAACGUCCACUCCUCCUUCAUCUCCCGCCCCGCCGACGUCCACUCCAUCAUCUCCCGCCCCGCCGACAUCCACUCCUUCAUCUCCCGCCCCGCCAACAACCACUCCUUCGGCUCCUGUCCCACCAGCAUCCACUCCUCCUUCAUCUCCCGCCCCGCCAACAACCACUCCUUCAGCACCUGUCCCACCAACGUCCACUCCUCCUUCUUCUCCCGUCCCGCCGACUUCCACUCCUUCACCACCUUCACCACCCCCGUCUCCAGUUCCAGUUCCUCUCCCUCCGCCGCCGCCCGUCCCGCCGUUGCCGCCGCCAUUGCCGCCGCCCACCCCAGCGCUGUCACCACCGUCGCCUUCCCCAGCCCGGAUCCCACCUUCCCCUCCUGCCCCACCGUCACCCCUGCAACUCCUCCCAUCGCCGCCCUCUCCUCCAAAUCUCGUGCCUCGGCCCCCUCCAUCGCCACCCCUCCCAGUCAUCCCGCAGCCUUUGCCGCCAUCAACAGCACUGCCAUCGCCACCGCCCGCACCUCUGUCACCGCCCCCUUCCUCGACCCUGACUCCGCCUGCACCAUCAUCGCCGCCUCCACUCCCACCCGCCCCCCCGUCGCCACCGUCUCCUCCGAUGCCCCCGCCUUUACCUCCAUCGCCGCCUCCACGACCACCCGCCCCCCCAUCGCCACCGUCUCCUCCGAUGCCCCCGCCUUUACCUCCAUCGCCGCCUCCACGACCACCAUCACCCUCACCACCGCCGCCCGUCCCGCCAUCACCGCCAUCACCAACAAGAGUGCCUUCGCCGCCAACGCCAUUGCCACCGUCACCGCUGCCUUUGCUGUCGCCGCCUGUCCCAUCGCCUCUGUCGCCGCCGCCAUCCCCUGCACUGAGUGCUCCGUCACCGCCACCGCCGGAGCCCUUCGUUCCUCUCACACUCUCUGGCCGCGCCCUGGACGGCUACCUGGACAAUUGCGUCGUCUACGCCGACACCGACGGAGACGGCGUCCUUGGCACCACGGAGCCCUCAAACGUCACGACAUUUGCCGACGGCUGGACGCUCACUUUGCCCACAGCAGCCAGCGUAGCAGCACCCCUGCGUGUCGUGCCUGCAUCGCCUUCAUCGUACGACUCCAAUCGCAUGGCAACCGGUUCAACGGACGAAUGUCAUGAUGCGACCUCAAUGCUCAAGCUCUAUGUGGAGCUUGCUGCUCCGGCAGGGUCCAAGGUGAUCAGCCCAUUGACGACGCUGGUCGCCGCGAUGCAGCAGAGUGGUUUCACGCAAGCUGAAGCUAAGGUCAAGGCUGCCUUCGGCAUCAACGCCAGCGCCUUCACGCUGGGUUCAACGGACCCCAUUAAAGCGUACUUUAACCACGAGAGUGGGGCCGAGCAGCUGAUGCGCGCUGAGCAGCAGGUCAUGGCGGCUGUCGUACAGGCAACAUCCUUCCUCAUCAACAAACCUGCAGAUCUGCCGGCCAUGGGCCGGAUUGUCUGGUCCGCCCUGGGUCACUCGGUAGAGGACAUCUUCUCCACCACCAGCUUGAGCGGCGGCGGGCACCGCCGGCUGGCACAGACCGCCGGCGGCAGCCCUGCAGCUGCGGAUCCUGAGGAGGCUGAUGCAGGCCCCGUCAUCUCCCCGUCGUACAUUCGCCGCACGAUGCUGCAAAACAACUCUUCAUCGGGUACCCCGCUGUUGGACCUGACCAACAUCCAGGCGCUGAACGGCUUGCUGCAGAAUGCCUUGACUCUGCUGGCCAUCGCCACCGGUGGCAACAGCUCCUCGGCGCUCACUGCCAACCUGGUCGGCGUGAACGACUCCGCUCGCCUGGACGCCGCACUGCAGGGCAUGGCCAACUCUCUGCAGUUGGUAGGGGCGACUGUAAGCAGCGGCAACCUUACACAGGUCGCUGCCGCCGCGCUCAUUGCCCAGUACAACGUCACCCAGGCGCUCCGCCAGCUGGCCACGCCAGCCACCAGCGUCACCGACUUUGUCAACGCCACUUCGACCAGCAGUCUGUCGAGCGCCGCCACCAAGGUCUCUGUCGUUGGGCCCACCAUCCCAGACAAGAUUGUCCCUGCGCCGCCGCCAGCACAGCCACCACCGAACAAAGAGGCGCCUACCCCUGCCAGCGCCCACGAGUCUUGGGUCGUAUCGAACGUCGGUACCUUCAUUGUAUUGGUUGUAGUCGUGCCGGUCAUGCUUAUCCUCGCAUGCGGCACUGGCUACUUCGUUUACAAGCGCAGCUGCAAGGCGGACGCGUUCUCCACGCAGCUGCCUGAUGACGGUCAUGUCCAGCGUGGCGACGACAUGUCUUUCCGCAGCGACGACCUGUCCAUCAGCCGCCGCCUCAGCGGUGUCAGCAGCCAUCCCGACCGGGAAGUGCCGUUGUUGCCGUAUCCACCCACGGCACUUGCGGCUGCCAACAAUCCAGGCGGCAGGAUGCGCGCAGCGUACAAUGCGCUGUACGAGGGCGAAAUGGUGCCAUCGAGCGGUGGAACCAAGCCUCCAGUGCCUGCAGGCGGCCCGCGCGCGAAUGCCGGUGGAACGCCUGGAACCGCGCCUGUUGGACGAAUGCAGCAGCGCUACGACAGCGCGGGAGGGCAGCAGGAGGGCGGCCUGGCAGCCACCAGUGUUGCGUCAGGGUCCGCCAACCCGCGCGCCAGGUCCAGCGAAGUGGUUACCCACUAUGCCAACGUGCUGUUCGAUGUGGGCGGCAAGAGCAGGGGAGGCGCGGAGGCUGGCGGUGCCUGUGGGUACCCCUCACCGCGUGUGCCGUUUGAGUCUCCCCGUGAAGCCGACGUUGUCGUGCCGUUUGACUCCUCACCGCCUGGUGUCGACUCCGUGGCCCCGGCGUCCCGGGGGGCCCCCCAGCACGGCGGACAACAGCCCACCAUGUUCACGACGUACGCCUGGACGACGGACAUUGUGGGCAGGGAUGGCGUCGGAGCAGACGCAACUCCCGUCGCCGCAAUGCAGCGGUCUGCAGCCCAUGCAGCUGCCACUCGGCCCCGGGACAUUGUGGAUAUGGCUUGGCAGGCAGAGGGCACCAGCGACGGUGGCGCCUACACAACUCCGCGCGCAAGCUUCUCAGCCCGACGCUCUGGAGCUGGCGCCGCCGAGCCGGCAAGGCCCAACAUGGGUCCCUUUGCCACCGCCGUCGGGGUUGCCGCUGCGGCGGCAGCAGCGUCUAGGACGCCCGGAUCCGCCUUUUCGGACCUGCCACCCCGUGCCCCCAACCGGCGCUCGUCGGGCAUGGGGAUCGGCGGCGGCGGCACCCUCAGCUUGGCCACGGCUUCCGGGCGCCUUCCAGCGCUUCCUCUGGACGCCACGUACUCGCUGCCGGAGCAACCGGACGAUGACCUGCUGGAGGAGGACUUCGACACGGACGCCAAUGUGAGCGCUGCGGCCUAUGUCGGUACCGUUGUCCCAAGCAUUGUUCCCAGCACGACAACCCGGACCAGCGGGCCACCCAUUGCCCGCUCAAGCGGAGGUUCCAGCGGGGGUGCCAGCGGCGUGGGAAGGGGUCGGACGGCCAGCAGCCUCAGCGCCGGAGGCAGCGCCCCCGCACGAGGCGGUGCUAGCGUAAGCAGUAGCGGCCACGCCGGCACACGAGCCAGCGGCGGCAAUGGAGGCAGCACUGGCUCCCGGCCAGGCGGUGGAGGCAGGGCCGGCGGCGCCGCAGGAGGCCGGGCUGCCGGCAGUACUGGCGCCCAUGCAGCUGCCAGGUCCGGCACAAGAGCUGGCAGUAACACGGGCGGCAACGCAGUCGUAAGGCCUGCUGGCAGGUCUAGUGGUGGCGGCGCCGCUCAGGCGGCGGCCGUGGGCGGUCCUUACAACCCCCUGUAUGACCCCAGCCCUAACUACAUCGCACCUGUCGUCUCCAGUACUCCGGCCAGCUCAGCCGGCAUUGCGCCGCGGCCGGGUGUUGGAUCGCGCCGCGCCGGAGGUGUUCCCCGCUCCCGGGAUCAGCCGUAGUAGUGAUCUCACGUAGGCCGUGAUAGAUAGGAUGAGUUGCUUACUUUUGCGUAUUCUUGUGGGAGCGAUGAAAGUGAACAUGUCUUGGGUUUGGAAUAGGAUCGUAGAAGGGACUAGGCUUUUAUGGGUUAGGAAGGGAUUAGAUAUUAAUAGUGCAAGCAUGCAUUGGGUAGAACGCCAGCGAGUAAGGGAACGAUAGGGUUGGCAUUAGGUUGGCAUGCCAAGGGUAUGCAUGCAUCGCUUUAACUGUCGUCCGUUAGGGUUGCGCGUAAUUACUUACACACGUAUUGCGUCUACUGUCUUGCGUUCUACUUAACUGCAAACGGAAAUGCGCCCAUGUGAUAGGCGUCCCGCGACGAUACUGACUUCUUUGGCUUGGGCUUCGUUGUUGUUGUACCCUUCUCUUCCGUGUCAUGCGCGCAUGUGUGAGCGAGCUAGGUAGUAACCUGCAGACGUUGUAGAUACGCACUGAACUAGUUUCGCAUUCUCCAUGCCUGUUGUGGUGAUGCUGUGGCUUAUGUGAGCAAGGUGCAAAGAGGACUGGAACAACUUGGCAUCCGCUGCAGGGGUGCGCCAUUAACUACGUCUUUAUUCACCCGGGGGGCUCUGCAUGCGUGCAGCCUACAAACUCUUGGACGUGGACCUUUGUGUGUGAGAUGUAAUCAAGCAGUGGCUGGGGAUGGAAUGUGCCUGAUUGAUGUGUCUGUGUGUAUGGCAGUGUAUGAGCGCGCAGGAGCUUUCGCUCAGUGUUGCAGUGUGAUACGUGCUCGUGCGGGUGUGGAGACAUUCGUGUUUGCCGCUAUCUUCCGUGAUUUGCAAUCCUUCGUUAUUAUUCGUGGUCAACACCGGCAUCCCGGUAUAAGCAUGGACGGUUGGGUGUUAACAACCGACAGCACGUGCGCCUGCCGGAUAGCUGCUACCGUGACCCCGCAACGCGCUGCCUACGCAUUGCAUGGGAUAUCAGUUCAGCACUGCUGCUUGUCACGUGUCGGUUUGUUAUUUUGUGUUUCGACGUCUUGCGAGGACAGACCACCAAAUGGUACUUUUGGUCUCAGCAGGUUACCUGUUGGAGCACAGUUCGGACUUGCACCGCCCUCAAGCUGUAAUUUAAC